UUCGUGAAGAUGAUUGUUCAAUGAUUAUAGUACGACGGAAGAAAAUACGGUGAAUGAUAGAUUUUAGCUUAAAUACGCAGGUACUUCGGGUCAUUUACAGUAAAAGCGAUUGUAAUUAAUAGACGAUGGUAAAAUUUCUCUCAAAGUUAAUCGAAAUGUGUUAACGGUAGACAAGUUUUAGAAGGUGACAUUUUAUAGGUUAUGUUUUGCGGUAUUGCUCGAUAUUACAAUUUUUUUAGUUAUUCUGUAAGAACACAUUAACUGAAUUCCGUGCAAACAAUUCUCGGUUCAACGCGAGUGUCGAAGAAAUAGAAAAAAAAAGAACUUACUCAAGACUGGAUCAUUCGAUUAGUUGAAAACUAAAUAAACUAGGAACAUGGGAGAAGAAGUGGACGACACUACUAUAGAUUACGACACAGCCAUAGAUGAGAAAUACAGAAUUUACGCGAGCAUAUCCUUCGCUGUGCUGCUGCUGGGCAUCGGGGUUCCCCUUUGGUGGCACACCACCGCGGUGCAACGUGUUUCGCUACCUUACGCUGGGAUCGAUGGAUUGUCCAAUUUGGACGUAAAAAUCAAAAUAAAACUCGUCCUCGCGAUACUUUCCGAACGUCGAGCCGAGAAGUUGACUCGAGAGUUAACGGAAGCCUUCGAGAAUACCGCCAUCUAUAAGGUGGAGAUCGUAUCCCGUAUAAUACCCGUUAACUUAACGGAGCACGAUUUUAAAUAUACCAAUAUGGAUAAGGUAGCAGCGUCCAAUUUCAAUCUGGAUAUUGGUGAACUCUUACUUAUGGAGACGAAUGCAAUAUUCGAGCUGAUUUACGUUGGUUGGGAACGAGGAAUAUACUUCUCCCCGCAGACCAAUGGAUCGACGUUGGCUCAAAUAUUGUCCGAGUGGAUGUUGCGCGAAAAAUCGCUGAUUCUGACGAAGAAUGCGCUCGCGGAGCCAACGUUGUACAGCCUGGACGUGGAAAACAGGAGAAGAUUUCCAGCUAGUCCGGCUUACGACGUGCUGAUCACGGUCGUGAAUCCCAACCCAGAAAAACUGAAGGUCGACUGGGAUCUGCGCAAGAUGGCCGAGAAAUACGUUGAACCUUUUCUGAGCAAGCUCUCGAUCUCGAGCAAUUUCUCCGUAAAAUCGCAAUGGUUGUACUUGCUUCCGCUGGAAGUGAACCCAAAGCGCGUGCCCGAUAGCAGCUUGCUGGGCAGACACUUUGCACUGCCGGAGGAUGUUCUACCGCAAUUGAUCACACCGUUGGAGAAGAAACUAGCGUCGCAAGUCAGUCUUCAUCCGACUAUAAAUUUCGUAAUCUAUGCUGUUCCAUGCGACAAUGCUCCGCUGCAUAUUUACACGCGUUCCGGGCAUAGGUCGAAAAGCAACGUCAACGUUGAAGCGUUUCUGUCGCCAAGGUGGGGCGGUGUGGUGUUUAUCAAUCCAUCUUUAGAGGCUUGUGCUGACGCAAAAUCCAAUGAAUCGGUCACCAUUGUUCCGGAGGAGAUUACCGUCAUUGGCACGUUUCUCGCCCAGCUGAAACUUCUUCUAGGUAUUCCCGAGCCGAAACCCUUGCACAACGUUUUGACCCUCCCUCCGAGUGAAUUUAAAUUGUACAAUUGGGAGGUCGAUGCUUUGUUGCGCAUUCGCACGAUCGAGCAACUGACUUCGGCUAAGUUGACGCUACAGUCGCUCGCCCGACUUCUUAAAGAAAUCGGGAACAUCGUGAUCACGGACGUCGUAGGGGAUAGGAUAAAAACUGCCUUACGUUUAGUGGAGAAUUCAGCCGAACGACUGGCUGCGGGCGAUCUCAGGCAGGGUUUUCUGCUGAGCAAAGAAGCGUUCGUUGCAGCAGAAGCUGCAUUCUCAGACCCGACGCUCUUAGCUUUGCUAUAUUUCCCAGAGGAUCAAAAAUACGCCGUGUAUAUACCUCUUUUUCUACCAGCUAUGAUACCAGUAUUACUUUCUUUAAAGAAUAUAUAUAAACAUUACUCCCUUCGAAAGGUCAACGCGUGAAGGAAACCGGUCAUUGUAAGACAACGAACGAGAAAAAAAAAAAAAGUAUGAUAAUCGACAACAUUACAACGACGUGUAACGGCAAGGCACGAUGUCUCUGCGUUAUAAUAUAUGUAUGAUUCUAUAUUUUACCUGUGUUCAGCAGUAGAAACGGGGAACUCGACUGACGAGCGUUUCGAAACCUCAUUCAGGGACUCUAAUAUAGAUCGAACAGUCGCAAGUAUUUUUCGGAAUCCGUUGCGCUCGUUCCUCGUAUGCCAAACGUUCCGAGUUUCAUGGUCUCUUGCGCAGUCAAGGGCGUUGUAUAUUCAAUGAACAGCGAAACAAACGAUAGAAAUAAAAACAAUAAUAUUUUUUAUUGUACAAAGAAAAUGGUUGCGAAAUUAUUAAAAGAAAGAAAGGAAAAAUAUAUUGAGCCGGUCAGUGUUCCAACGAUGAGUGUCGAAUGACUUUUAAAACGUUACACAUAACUACAGUUUCGUUUUUUUUUCUUUGUCGUGCAUCGAAACGUACAUAUACGUAAUUCAGAAUUAUAAUUUUCUUUAAUUUUCCUUGUCCAUGGAUAACGCAUUCGAUCGUAUCACUCGUCAUAGCGUACAACACCGUAAGAUAGCGCUACAUAAGAUGCCUGUCCGUCGUACAGGUACGCGUCUCUGUUCCUGCCUGUACAAAUUCACGCACGCAACCGCACGUUUGCAUCCACGCACUCUCGCAUGCUCCCACGCGCAUUCAACGCGACCAAACGUUUUUUUUCCACGCACUCCCAUGCAUUCUUCCUACCAAAAUUUUAAAUUAAUUAUCAUUAGAUCGUUAGAAACAACUAAUAAUAUAUAUACAAUACACGUGUAUCAAUCCUCAACCAGUUAAAAGGUUACAAAAUUACCAAAUUGAAUUGCUAUAAAAAAAUAUGUUCAACCAUCGUGAGAAGUAUCCACUAAAAUUUGAGAAAGUCGACCGAUCGUGACUCGAUACAAAACUCGGUGCUAAAUCGUAGUUAAUUGCUAUAGGUGUCGCGUCUCGCGGGUGACAAUGACAAAUUGUUCAUCGCGGUUUUUUCUUUGUCUUACGGAUCUCGCCCGGUAGUUGAACAUCGCUAAGAGUAAAAAUAAAUUAAUCGGUGAAUCGAAAAGCUUACUCGUAUGAAAAAGAAAUAGAAAAAAAGAAAGAACGUCAAC
Colletes gigas is the source of this 3180-nucleotide messenger RNA. It is a transcript of the gene PIG-S, whose product is annotated as GPI transamidase component PIG-S. Gene Ontology annotation, cellular component: GPI-anchor transamidase complex. The transcript has 9 exons. The record is from RefSeq and is a predicted model, not a curated record. Gene Ontology annotation, biological process: attachment of GPI anchor to protein. NCBI's taxonomy places the organism in Eukaryota, Metazoa, Arthropoda, Insecta, Hymenoptera, Colletidae. Bases 377 to 2005 code for a protein of 542 amino acids.